UAUGAGCGAUGACGUCAGCAAGGUGACACCCACCACCUCCACCUCCACCUCUCUUCCUCUGAGCCUCCGGUGUGGUGGUGCAACAACCAACGCGGCUCCAGCUUCGUGGAGGUUUUUUCCUGUAAAGAAACUUUUUACCAGAAACUCUCUCAUUUAUUUCCUCGUGUCAUUUAUCACGAGACGACUAUGAAGAUUUCCUCCUCGCGUGCUGGACUUUAAACGUAUUAUUUUAUCAGCGCGUGAAGCACCAGAGGGCUCAAAAGACAAUUUCCAACAUCUAUCGGACAAUAAGGGGGGAAAGUGCCAGCCCUCUGUCCACGAUGUCCUCCAGAGGUAAACAUGACUUGUGCCGGAUGUGUGGCGGAGCUCUCCAGGGAAACCAAAGACGGUGGCUGUUUGGGGGCCAAAAUAAGAAGACGGGACAGCCUCAGACUCCGACAGGGUCUCUGAGAGGAGGAAGCCUGUCUCGGUCCUCGCAGAGCAGCCCCUGGGGCAGCACAUUAUCUCUGGCUUCCUCCGGGUCUCUCUCCAAGUCCCAGUUAUCCCUGAGCUCCCCGUCCAUGGAUCUGCUCUCGGUGUUGACUCACAUACUGGGGCAGUCUGUGCAACGAGGCAGCGGGCUGGAGGAGUUUGUGUGCGGCAAAUGCGUGUGCGUCCUCGAGCGGGUAUUCAAGUUUGAUUCGGUGAUAGCCAGGGUGAGGGUGCUUUCAUCCGAGAGGCUUCAGAAGCUGACGCAGGAGCGGGAUAAGAUCAGACACUUUGUGCGCCAAAACUACCACCAGAGACACCCGUGGGACCUCCAGAGCAGGGGCAGCACCAGCGAGGAGGAUGGCGAGGCGGAGAAGGAGGGCUACAGGGAGAUGCUCAAAGAGAAUAUGGCACUCUCGGAGUACGAGUGCUGGUCCGAGAAGUGGGACACUUGCUCAUAUUCUGUGAGAACGGGUAAAAGAUGCAGAAAGGGCAAAGGGUGUGCAGGCUGUGAUUCUUUACGGGUGUCCGACUCGGAUUAUGAGUCCGCUUGUGGAGUUCCUCGCCGUUUGCCUUUCCAGCCCUUCUCCCCGUUGGCGUUGUCGCGGGACAAAUCCCAGAGCAUGCCUCUCCACUGGCAGAGGACGCCUUCCUUCAGCUCCAGCCUGUCUUCACUGGCGGCGUCCACUAUCUCCUUACAAGCAUCAUCCCGCACUGAGUCCAUCCAGUCUCUGGACUCUCUUGAUGGCAACGACCCAUUUGACUCGCCGGGUGUUCACUUUGUGCUGAAGGAGCUGAGACGUAUCGAAGGGAAGGCGGUCAGUUCGCCAUCAGGGAGUAAGAUCCCAGUUCUGGGCAGGAAGCACUCAGGAACAGUUGGAGAGAUGGCGUCGCCCUCAGUGAACAGGGUGCUGAACUUUGGGAGUGUGGAGAACGGAGGGGAGGAAAUGGAUGAAGCGGACGGGGACGCCCUGUCAGAGCUGAGGGACGAGUUCAUGCCUCUUCAUCGAGGGAGCACUACUGGCAGGGUUCAGCAUGCUGUCAGGCACCUGCGAGGCCAGCUGGACCAAGCUGUGUCCCAAAUCAGGACCCUGGAGGCCGAACUGAAACAUGGGAGGGGCAAACCAACUGAAGUCAACGGAUCAGAGGACUGGGCCCCUUUGCUCCAGGAGGAGGGUGGCAGCUCCCUGCUGCAGAGCCUCGGUCACUCCCUGCACAGCCGGGAGCGUCUGAUCCAGGAGUGUUUGGGUCUGAUCAGAAGACUGUGUGUGGAGGAGGGAGCAGGGACUGAGCUGGCCGACAAGCUGACUGAGAAUCUAAAGGAAACUCUAUCUGCCAACAAGACGGCCCUGCAGACGUUGAGGUCCGAAGUAACCGAGAAGGAGAAGAGCAUGGAGAAGGAGAUCGAGGCUCUGAGGAAGGCUGGAAGAGACAGAGAGAGAGACCUCGACACACUCAACACCGUGCUGCAGUGCAACCAGGAUAUUAUCAACGACCUGCGAGUGGCUCUGGGGGAGAAGGAGCGACUGCUCAAGGAGGCAGAGAAAGAGAGGGAGAUGUGGAGACAGAGGGACCAGGCCCUCGCCACCGUCCUGCAGGAGAAGGAGGCUCUGAUCCAGGAGCUGGAGAGCUGUCAGAAAGAUGGGCAGGGUUUGGCAGGUGACAGGGAGGGAAAUGGCGCCACCUUGUGCAAGGAGGUCACUAAACUCACCUCAGCCAUGCAGGAGUACCAGGACACGGUGCAGAGUCAGCAGGAGAGUCACAGUCAGACGGUGUCCUCUCUGACAGAUCAACUCAGAGACACUCGGCGGGAGCUGAGGGAGAAGGAGAAAGAGAAGAAGGAGGCUGAUAGAGCGUGGCAGACCAACAGAGAGGACAGAGAGAGAGAGGAGAGGAGACUGAGGGACAGCCUGGAGAAGAGAGACAAACUCAUAGAGCAAAUCCUGUUGGAUGCUGAGGAGCGGGACCAUCUGUUCAGAGAGCUGCAGCAGAACCUGCAGAACAAACGUGAACCUCUGACCGCCAUCAAACACACACUGUGAUAGAGGACGACUACUGUACUGACGAGCUGAGCAAACUAACUGCGCACAGACGGAAGACUACUUUUUGCACUUUCUGCACCACCUUUUUGCCUCUUCAACAUAUUUAUCGUGGUGUACAUUAAGUCUAUUUAUAUUUAUCUCUCUACAUUUUUGAGGUUUGCAUUUGCAAGACCUGCCUUGUUUUGGCAACUUUCCACAAUAACUACUUAACUCUCUGGAGUGAAUCAGUAAUUUCAGACUUCAGAGAGUGAAACAACCUGAUUGUUUUCAGUAUGGAGAGAUGGCAGGUCUAGCUUCUUCUAGUUGGAUGUUUAAUACUUGAUUUAAAAACCACCAGAUUACUGUAUUCAGCCAGCCAAAUGUUUUGAAUGUAAUGGGUCUAAUGGUCAGGCAGUGAUUAGAUUCCAUGUCACGCAGUGGGAUUGCUGAUACAAACAUUUCUGAAUGGUAUGAUUGUUAGUGGAUCUGAGUAACAUUAAUUAUGUCCUUCAGGACAGGAGCGGGUAUGAAAUUGCUUUGAAUCUGAAUUUAGCUUUUUUUUUGCAGUGUCUUUAUUGUGUUUGUCUUUUCACUUUCUUGGUACAGAGCUGUAGUUUUUGUGUUUACUGUGCUAUCAGAGCACUCGUGGAGGGGAAUCCUUAGGACCAAAAUAAUAUUUUUAACCCCUUUUGAUUUUCUGAUUUUAUGGCUCUUUUUUUUUUUUUUUUUUGAACUAUUCUCAAUUAUCUUCAAUGUUUACAUGUCUUGUAUUGUUAGUCUGGGACUUUAUGACUGGAGACAUUUUCUUUCUUUUAGAGAGAAUUAAACACUCUGAUCCAAAUUA
Sebastes umbrosus (honeycomb rockfish) is the source of this 3333-nucleotide messenger RNA. RefSeq lists its product as uncharacterized. The record is from RefSeq and is a predicted model, not a curated record. The transcript has 11 exons. Lineage: Eukaryota; Metazoa; Chordata; Actinopteri; Perciformes; Sebastidae. Bases 321 to 2510 code for a protein of 729 amino acids.